GGAAAAAAAAAAAAAAAAAAAGGAAAAAAAAAAAGCUACUUUUCGAGAGAUGCCAUACCGUGAUUAAAACCAUAAUCAGGUACUUUUUCAGCAAUCCCGCCUGUCCUGUUCAGUUAGGAAUUCGAGACAAAGCACGACAUUUGAAAACAGCUGAGAUUCCAGGCUGAAAGCAACCGUAUUUUAUGACCCUGGCAGCGGAGAGUUUAUAGCACUCGCCAUAAAACGCAUCCUCCUCCCCACAUCCUCCCUGCUAAAGCAUCGCCCUCCCUCCAAUAAAGGCAGCCGGGGAGGCACCACCUUCAGCCCUCUCGUUAGGAGACACGGAGGCUGCGGCGCUGCUCUCCUGGCUCCCCUCCUACCUGGGCGAGGGAGGUUAGGCUGACGCCUUCUAGAGACAAAUCUUGUUAAACUUUCAAGGGAGGGCACCGGGAGGGAAAGGAGAAAGGCAGGAGGAGAGAGAGAAACAAAUGGGGCUUUUUCUAAUCUGUGCUGAUCAAGGAGAACCUGUAGGGGUCCUUAAGGAGGUUUCAAGGCGUUCCGAGUGAUUGGAAAGUAAUCACCGUGUCAGCUUCACCUUUCUCAUGCAAAGUGGAUGUCGUAUGCGAGGCGGACCCUGCGCAGGUUUUGAUUUUUUUUAUUCUACUUCAUCCUCGGCCUCAGCCGCCCCCUGAGCAGCCGGGCUGCUCCAGCCGGGCCGUCGCCGCCGAUGCGGGGGGAGCGGAGCGGAGCGGGGCGCCCCCAGGCAGGCGCGGAGCCGACCCCUCGCAGAGUCAGCCCCGGGGGCGGCGGGGGGGCGCCGGGCACCUUUUUGAGCCCCCCCUCUUCGAUGGUUUAGAGAUUUCCUCCUCCUUUACUCCACUCUCGGACAAGCCCAUCCCCACCUCUCGGCGAGAAAGUGCGGAGCUAGGAGAGGCAAAGACCCGACGGACCCGCCCGGGACAGGGGCGCUGUGCGGCGCUGAGCGCUCGGACCAGGACGAGGAGGAGGAGGAGGAGGAGGAGGAGGAGGAAGGGCGGUGGAAAAACAGACCGCAAAAGUGGAAGCCCGGAGACAAGAAAGUUGCCGGGCUCCCCGCAGUAAGUUUGGCGCAGCUGAGGACUGGGGGCGCUGCUCCCCGUGCCGCCCGCUCGCGGCGUUCCCCGGCCGCCCCCCUGCGCUGCCGCCGGGGCUGGGGUCGGGGUCGGGGUCGGGGCCGGGCGGCGCUCGCUGCCCCCGGCCCGGGCUAUGCUGAGAUCCGCGCCGCCCUGCCCCGCCGCCCGGCUCCCUCGCGAAGGCCGGGGGCCGUCCCGGGCCGGGCAGCAGCCGAGGGGCCGCUGAAGUGGCUGCCGCCCCCUCUACCCCCUCGCCCGGCCGCCCCAGCGCCAGGCGCCCCCCGGAGGGAGCCGCGCUCCGGCCGCCCCAGCGGCAGCAUGGGGCCGGGGGCCCGGAGCUUGGUGCGGGCCGUGCUGGUGCUGUGCUGCCUGAGCGGCUCCUGCGCUGGGAUAAGCUCUAUCGACAUCGACCGACCCGGCGACGGGAGGUGCCAGCCCAUAGAAAUCCCCAUGUGCAAGGAUAUAGGGUACAACAUGACGAGGAUGCCGAACCUGAUGGGACACGAGAACCAGAGGGAAGCUGCCAUCCAGCUGCACGAGUUUGCCCCCUUGGUGGAGUACGGCUGCCACAGCCAUCUGAAGUUUUUCCUCUGCUCCCUCUAUGCCCCGAUGUGCACGGAGCAAGUUUCUACACCGAUCCCAGCCUGCAGGGUCAUGUGCGAGCAGGCGAGGCUGAAAUGCUCUCCCAUUAUGGAGCAGUUCAAUUUUAAGUGGCCGGACUCCUUAGACUGCAGCAAACUGCCCAACAAGAAUGACCCCAAUUACCUGUGCAUGGAAGCCCCCAACAACGGGUCGGACGAGCCACCCAGAGGAUCCAGCAUGCUGCCGCCCAUGUUCCGGCCACAGCGGCCCAGCGGUGGCCAUGACCUGCAGCAGCACAAGGACAGCCUGAGCAGAACCUCCUGUGAAAACCCCGGCAAGUUCCACCAUGUGGAAAAGAGUGCUUCCUGCGCACCGCUCUGCACCCCGGGGGUUGAUGUUUACUGGAGCAGGGAUGACAAGCAGUUUGCUGUCAUUUGGAUUGCCAUCUGGUCCAUUCUGUGCUUCUUCUCCAGUGCUUUUACUGUACUCACCUUUCUGAUAGAUCCGCAGCGUUUCAAGUACCCUGAGAGGCCAAUUAUCUUCCUGUCUAUGUGCUACUGUGUCUACUCGGUGGGGUACAUUAUUCGCCUCUUUUCAGGUGCUGAAAGCAUCGCCUGUGAUAGGGACAGCGGCCAGCUCUAUGUCAUCCAGGAAGGACUGGAGAGCACUGGCUGCACCAUUGUGUUCCUGGUUCUGUAUUACUUUGGUAUGGCGAGCUCCUUGUGGUGGGUAAUCCUGACUUUAACUUGGUUUCUGGCAGCUGGGAAAAAAUGGGGACACGAAGCAAUUGAAGCAAACAGUAGCUACUUUCAUUUGGCAGCCUGGGCCAUACCGGCUGUGAAGACCAUAAUGAUCCUGGUUAUGAGAAGGGUGGCUGGAGAUGAGCUGACAGGGUUGUGCUAUGUUGGAAGCAUGGAUGUGAAUGCCUUGACUGGGUUUGUACUCAUUCCUUUGGCUUGUUAUCUAAUCAUUGGCACUUCUUUUAUUCUUUCUGGGUUUGUGGCCCUUUUUCAUAUCAGGAGGGUGAUGAAAACAGGUGGAGAAAAUACUGACAAGCUGGAGAAGCUGAUGGUCAGGAUUGGUGUCUUCUCAGUCUUGUAUACAGUGCCUGCAACUUGCGUGAUAGCUUGCUAUUUUUAUGAAAGACUUAAUAUGGAUUAUUGGAAAAUUGUGGCAACUCAACAGAAAUGCAAGAUGAACAAUCAGACUAAAAACUUGGACUGCACGAUGAAUAAUUCUAUUCCAGCAGUAGAAAUUUUCAUGGUCAAAAUUUUUAUGUUAUUAGUUGUGGGCAUUACUAGUGGUAUGUGGAUCUGGACUUCCAAGACUCUUCAGUCCUGGCAAAAUGUUUGUAGUCGAAGAUUAAAGAAGAGAAGUAGGAGAAAACCUGCAAGUGUUAUUACAAGUAGCGGAAUCUACAAAAAACCUCAACAUCCACAGAAAACUCACCUUGCAAAAUAUGAAUCAACGUUACAACCACCCACUUGUGUGUGAAUAGUUUUUAGACAAGACUAUAUCUCACCUUACAGACUUACAAAUGUCCACAGUAGCAGCCAGAAAUUAAAAAAUAAAUGGUGCUUUUUUUUUUGUCAGAGGACAGUUUAAUAUCUCAAGGCAAAAAAUGUGUCAUGCUGAAGUCAGGACCUGGUGAAAUACGGAAGGUAAAUGUACUUAUGGAAAGGUUUUCAGUGAAAGAAAUAUUGUGAAUUAAAGCAGGCUCUUCUGUUA
Cygnus olor (mute swan) is the source of this 3401-nucleotide messenger RNA. RefSeq names its product frizzled class receptor 10 (gene FZD10). The record is from RefSeq and is a predicted model, not a curated record. The coding region runs from base 1410 to 3167 and encodes 585 amino acids. Lineage: Eukaryota; Metazoa; Chordata; Aves; Anseriformes; Anatidae. Gene Ontology annotation, cellular component: plasma membrane. Gene Ontology annotation, biological process: canonical Wnt signaling pathway; non-canonical Wnt signaling pathway. Gene Ontology annotation, molecular function: Wnt-protein binding; Wnt receptor activity. The transcript has a single exon.